AUGGAAUUUUGUUCUAUUUACCAAAUCACCUGGACUAUUUGCCAAGCCCUCGUCUCCUCUACUCAAGUUCUGUGGCUUAACAAUGAGAGAAAGUGGGAAAAUGCGUUGGGGUUUCAAAAUGCUGCUUUUAAAAUUUGCCCCUGGAUCCUGGUGACUUUGCUCAGUGCUGCUUUGACAUGGGGUGAAGAAUUGGGGAAAGAUGCUUCUCAUUUACUUAAUAAUCUAAUCCUGCAGACCAAAGUGCUUCACAUUUCUGCCCUAUGUCUAAGGGUUAGAAUGGUAAUUUAUACAUCAGAUUUGUUUCGACCUGUAAUUGAAACAAUAGGCUUAAAAUAG
Pipistrellus nathusii (Nathusius's pipistrelle) is the source of this 336-nucleotide messenger RNA. The record is from the annotation of a GenBank genome assembly. NCBI's taxonomy places the organism in Eukaryota, Metazoa, Chordata, Mammalia, Chiroptera, Vespertilionidae.